Messenger RNA from Cynoglossus semilaevis (tongue sole), 4644 nucleotides. Its product is annotated as vinculin. Gene Ontology annotation, molecular function: actin filament binding; structural molecule activity. The transcript has 21 exons. Bases 372 to 3572 code for a protein of 1066 amino acids. NCBI's taxonomy places the organism in Eukaryota, Metazoa, Chordata, Actinopteri, Pleuronectiformes, Cynoglossidae. Gene Ontology annotation, biological process: cell adhesion. The record is from RefSeq and is a predicted model, not a curated record. Gene Ontology annotation, cellular component: actin cytoskeleton.
UAAUUUGGGAAGCUCUCGGAUUUCGAGCAAUCUUGCCUGUGUGGAGAAGGGAGGGACUCAUUUUGAGCGACAUCUUCUUUGACCAAACAUACGCCGAAAAACUGGUUUCCUGCUUGUUGAUAGGUCAGAGGGCGGACAAUGGCGGUUGACGUUGACGUCGGUUUCGCUCACCCCCUGCCUGGCAGUUCUUCAUGCUGAUGGUUUGACGGGAGUAUUUGUAGCCGCACACCGGAUGGUUAUACUGUCCUGGAAAGAAAAAAGCUCCCCCGACUGUGUUUUGUAGGAUUUUGUGACGAAAGCUCAGGAGUUCACCGCUCUAAGUGGUUGGAGAUAUUUUCUUUUCUCUUGGAUAGUGCUCUAAAGUUGUCACCAUGCCGGUUUUCCACACGAAGACGAUAGAAAGUAUCCUGGAGCCGGUGGCUCAGCAGAUAUCCCAUCUGGUGAUUAUGCACGAAGAAGGUGAAGUUGAUGGAAAAGCGAUUCCAGAUUUGUCAGCGCCGGUUGCUGCUGUGCAGGCGGCUGUGAGCAACCUGGUUCGAGUGGGGAAGGAGACUGUGCAAACUACAGAGGACCAGAUCAUGAAAAGGGACAUGCCACCAGCAUUUAUUAAAGUGGAGAAUGCGUGCACUAAGCUGGUGCAGGCUGCCAGCAUGUUGAAAGCCGAUCCGUACUCUGUCCCUGCUCGGGAUUACCUCAUUGAUGGCUCCCGGGGCAUCCUCUCUGGGACCUCUGACCUGCUGCUGACCUUUGACGAGGCUGAGGUUCGCAAAAUCAUCCGUGUAUGCAAAGGCAUCCUUGAGUACCUGACGGUGGCCGAGGUGGUGGAGACGAUGGAGGACUUGAUCACAUACACAAAGAACUUGGGACCGGGAACGGCAAAGAUGGCAAAGAUGAUAGAUGAGCGGCAGCAGGAGCUGACGCACCAGGAGCAUCGUGUGAUGCUGGUCAACUCUAUGAACACAGUCAAAGAGCUGCUGCCCAUCCUUAUCUCAGGAAUUAAAAUAUUUGUGACAACCAAGACAUCUGGCAGCCAGGGUGUUGAAGAGGCCUUAAAGAACCGGAACUUCACUUUUGAGAAGAUCAGUGCUGAGAUAAAUGAGAUCAUCAGAGUGCUGCAGCUCACAUCCUGGGAUGAGGAUGCGUGGGCCAACAAGGAUACCGAGGCUAUGAAGAGAGCACUGGGGCUCAUCGACUCUAAGAUGGCCCAGGCGAAGAACUGGUUAAGGGAUCCGAACGCUCCACCAGGGGACCAAGGUGAGCAGGCCAUACGGCAGAUCCUGGAUGAAGCUGGCAAAGUGGGUGAGCUGUGCACUGGGAAGGAGAGACGAGAUAUUCUGGGCACCGCCAAGACCCUUGGCCAGAUGACUGAUCAGGUGUCCGAGAUGAGGGCCAGAGGUCAGGGGGCGUCCCCAAUUGCCAUGCAGAAGGCUCAUCAGAUUUCCCAAGGCCUCGACGUACUCACUGGCAAGGUGGAAAAUGCUGCUCGCAAACUGGAAGCCAUGACUAACUCUAAACAGGCCAUCGCCAAAAGGAUCGAUGCAGCCCAGAACUGGCUCUCUGACCCUAAUGGAGGUCCAGAGGGAGAGGAGAACAUCAGGGCUCUGCUCACUGAGGCCAAAAAGAUUGCAGACAUGUGUGAGGAUCCCAAAGAAAGAGAUGACAUUUUGCGGUCUAUUGGAGAGAUCGCUGCGAUGACUGCCAAACUCUCUGAUCUCAGAAGACAGGGUAAAGGUGACAGUCCUGAGGCCAGAGCUUUGGCUAAACAGAUUGCAACCGCUCUGCAGAACCUGCAGUCCAAAACCAACAAAGCCGUGGCCAACAGCAGACCUGCGAAGGCAGCGGUUCAUCUGGAGGGAAAGAUCGAGCAGGCGCAGCGCUGGAUUGACAAUCCCACAGUAGAUGACAGUGGUGUUGGCCAGGCUGCCAUCCGUGGCCUGGUGGCAGAGGGCCGCAGGCUGGCCAAUGCUCUGCCUGGGCCUUACAGGCAGGAGCUGCUGGGUAAAUGUGAGCAGGUGGAGCAGCUCAUGGCCCAGCUGGCUGACCUGGCCGCCCGAGGUGAAGGGGACUCCCCGCAGGCUCGUAACGUGGCCCAUCAGCUGCAAGAGGCCCUGAAAGACCUGAAAGGAAAGAUGCAGGAGGCCAUGACUCAGGAAGUGUCUGACAUCUUCAGUGACACCACCACCCCCAUCAAAUUACUGGCAGUGGCUGCGACUGCCCCUCUGAACACCCCCAACAGAGAUGAGGUCUUUGAUGAGAGAGCCGCAAACUUUGAGAACCACGCCAACAGGCUGGGCGCCACGGCAGAGAAGGCCGCUGCGGUUGGCACGGCCAACAAGAGCACAGUGGAGGGCAUCCAGGCUGCUGUCAAGUCAACAAGAGACUUAACACCACAAGUGGUGUCAGCCGCUCGUAUCCUGCUGAGAAACCCUGGCAACCAAGCUGCGUAUCACCACUUUGAAACCAUGAAGAAUCAGUGGAUUGACAACGUGGAAAAAAUGACAGGGUUGGUGGAUGAGGCCAUUGACACCAAAUCUCUACUGGAUGCCUCCGAGGAAGCCAUUAAAAAGGACUUGGACAAGUGUCAGGUAGCCAUGUCCAACCAGCAACCUCAGAUGCUGGUUGCCGGUGCCACUAGCAUCGCCCGCAGAGCCAACCGUAUCCUCCUGGUGGCCAAGAGAGAGGUGGAGAACUCUGAGGACCCUAAAUUCAGGGAGAUGGUGAAGGCUGCAUCCGAUGAACUGAGCCAGACUAUUUCUCCAAUGGUGAUGAACGCCAAGGCAGUGGCUGGAAAUAUCCAGGAUCCACAUCUUCAGAAGGGCUUCCUGGACUCUGGUUACAGGAUCCUUGGUGCUGUUGCCAAGGUCAGAGAGGCCUUCCAGCCACAAGAACCAGACUUCCCACCACCUCCUCCUGAACUGGAUCAGCUCAGUCUAAAUGAUGAAGCUGCACCACCCAAGCCUCCUCUUCCUGAGGGUGAGGUUCCUCCUCCCAGGCCUCCUCCUCCUGAGGAGAAAGAUGAGGAGUUUCCCGAGCAGCAAGCUGGUGAUAUAGUUAAUGAACCUAUGAUGGUGGCUGCCAGGCAGCUCCACGAUGAAGCUCGCAAGUGGUCCAGCAAAGGAAAUGACAUCAUUGGUGCUGCCAAACGAAUGGCCUUGCUCAUGGCUGAAAUGUCGCGCCUGGUGCGUGGAGGCAGUGGAAACAAGCGUGCACUCAUCCAGUGCGCCAAGGACAUCGCUAAGGCCUCUGAUGAGGUUACACGGCUGGCAAAGGAAGUGGCCAAGCAGUGCACUGACAAGAGAAUCCGGACAAACCUGCUCCAGGUGUGUGAACGCAUUCCCACCAUCAGCACACAGCUUAAAAUCCUGUCCACGGUCAAAGCCACUAUGUUGGGUCGUACCAACAUCAGCGAAGAGGAGUCAGAGCAGGCGACCGAGAUGUUGGUCCACAACGCUCAGAACCUGAUGCAGUCUGUGAAGGAGACGGUCAGGGAGGCUGAGGCAGCUUCCAUCAAGAUCCGGACUGAUGCAGGCUUCACCCUCCACUGGGUCAGGAAGACGCCCUGGUACCAGUAAGAGGGCUCUCCCUCUUGUCCUUCUACCCAUGCUGGUUCUGUCCAGCUGUCUGGGAAGGACACUGUAUGGACAGAUGUAUACUUAAUCAGAGCUACAGUAUGCGUCCUUUACUUUAAUAUGGGUUUGUCUGUUAGCCCCAUGUCCUGUCUGUAACAGUUGCUGUUCUAUUAGAAUUUAAAAUAGGACUGUUAGAACCAGUUAUGGGUCACAAUCUUACUGGGAAUGUCAUUUUUCUAAAGUGUGCAAAAAGAUAAAAAAAGAAAUGUGUUUAAGUAUUAUUUUGACAAAUCCCAGAAAUAUAUAUUUUGAUUAGAGGUCUGAUUUCAUAUUAUGUAAGGUGGAAGAAAUAAAAAAAAAAAAGUUUUUCUCCAGACAUUUUUAUAUAUUUGUACUGGUAUACAUUAGUACCAUGCCUUCAUCCCUGUUGAACAAAAAGGCACAGUACAAACCUACACAGCACACAUUACGUAUAUAAAAUACAAUUAUGUCUGUUUACACUAUUUCUUAUUAUCACAGGAGAGAAAAAAAAAUACUGUCCCUUGUUUAAAUAAUAGCAAAGGUUCAUUUUCAGUUUACAGUUCUGCCAAAGAGUGUCUGCCACAGUUUCUGAAGCUUGUGUGGUUUAAUAUAAUGGUUCAAUAUUCAGACUGAUGUUGAAAAAAUCUUUUUUAAACAUUUCUAACACUACUACAAGAUGACACACUUGGUUUUAUGUGAACAUACUGAGAAACAUGGAGAAAAAAAUGGAGACAGUCAUUGUUUAAAAGUCACUGUGUUUCACCUUCCUCAAACCUUAAUAUUAAAUGCACCUCUAUCAUUGAAACAAUGUACCAGGUAUCAUUUACUGUAAUUCAAAGAACACUGAUGACCUAAGUUUUGGAAAUGCUUUUUGCAGAGUAGGUUAAUUUGUUUUAUUAUUAUUAUUUUGUAAUAAUAAGAGGAAUUUAAUAACUUUCUUGUUGAGAAAAACUAUUUUAUAGUAUUUUUUAUAUAUAUUUCUUUGCUCACGGUUGCAGCAACUCACUGCCCCUAUGUUUUUUUCCUUCUCAGUCAAUAAAUGGGUUAAAUGGAA